UGACUGCAGACAGUUCAUGUCAUGUUCAUCCACAGUUUAUUUCCCAUGCCUACCAAGCCAUGGACUAUUUAAACUCUUCGUUUACCCUCCGCUGAUUUCUCAUGAAGUUAUUCUCAGUCAGCAGCCAUGGCUCGACAAAGUGGCCGUUUGCUGUCAAUGGGGUACUAUGACAACGAUGAAGAACCUCGGGUGUUAUACAAGGAGAGCCCAUUCAAGGUCUUUCGAAAGAAGAGGGGUCGUCGCAAUUCUGGAGGCAGCACCAUUUCAAACAGGUCAUGCAUAUCUUUUGCUGACGAUAUUUGCCGCCUUGCUCCCAGCAACGGGAGGGGCGAAAACACAUCUACGCAAUUCAGCCAGACAACUGUUUUCAGCCUCGUCUCCAUGAUCAUAAUGUGUUUUGGGGGAUGUCUAUACAACAUGUAUGCUUCAAGCAGGAGCUGUUUCUGUCUGGGUUCUGGGUGGCCUGAGAACAUGGACUGGGCUGGAAACGAGUUGCGGAUGAUGCAGGUGCAGCUGACAAAGCUGCAGGAAGACAUGGUUAGAGCUGACGUUAUGGUGAUGCAGAAGCAGCUAAAAAAGCUGCAGGAGGACAUGGUUGGAGCUGAUCUUAAGGUGAUGCAGAAGCAACUAAAACAGCUGCAGGAGGACAUGGUUGGAGCUGAUGUUAGGAUGAUGCAGAUGCAGCUAAAAGAGCUGCAGGAGGAACUGCUCCACCUGAGGAAGACGCUUAUUCCUAUGGCAGACACUAUGCCAAACUUUUCUUUAGAAUCACAGGGUGCCACUGUCCUUCAUCAUCUUAGCUCAGACACCUAUCACACUCAGCCGCCACUUGUUACAUUAUGGGGGAUACCUUUAUGGUAUCCACCUGCCAACCCCCGGACUGUUAUCCAGGGACAUUCUUCACUUCUGACUCCUGGUCGCUGCUGGGCCUUUGCAGGUAGACGGGGACAUGUAUUUAUCACCCUGUCCCACCCGGUCACCAUCACCCAUGUGACACUGGGUCACAUUACAAGCAUGCAAUCCCCUGCUGGCUUCGCUUACAGUGCUCCAAGAGAGUUUUCUGUCUAUGGAGUGAAGAAAGUGGACAGUGAAGCGACCCGCCUAGGAACCUUUGUAUAUGAUCCGAAUGGGGAGUCAUUACAGACCUUCAAACUCCCUGGUCAUAAAAAAGUUGUCUUCAGUUUUGUGAAGUUGCAGAUUGAGAGCAACUGGGGUCAUCCAGAGUACACCUGUGUGUACAACUUCAGGGUCCACGGAAAGAUGCCAUAA
This is a messenger RNA of Perca flavescens (yellow perch), 1269 nucleotides long. Its product is annotated as SUN domain-containing protein 2-like. The record is from RefSeq and is a predicted model, not a curated record. Gene Ontology annotation, molecular function: protein-membrane adaptor activity. NCBI's taxonomy places the organism in Eukaryota, Metazoa, Chordata, Actinopteri, Perciformes, Percidae. The coding region runs from base 127 to 1269 and encodes 380 amino acids. Gene Ontology annotation, cellular component: nuclear envelope; meiotic nuclear membrane microtubule tethering complex. The transcript has 10 exons.